ACUCAGCUUCAACGAAAGUAAUCGCUUUUCCUGCAGAAGUAUCUUCGCCGUUUAGCUUUGUCACGAAAGCUUUUGUGGGGAUGGGGUUGGAAUAUUUGGUCAGAGUUACUUCAAUAUAGUAUAUUGGCGUUUCAGCAUACUAUCAAUAGUUUAUCAUCCGCCCACCCGGAUAUAAAUAUGCGCUUGAACAAGUGCGGGAAGACAUCGGAGCAGCCUUGGUGAACGGCACGCUAUCUAUAGACGUGCAACAAAGUCUGUUGUUUACGAAUUCAAUAUUGACAUGAGAAUAUAUUUUGACGUAACAUUCCUACUUUGUCUCGGGUUGCUGAAACUUUCAUCAGCUUAUUCGUGCGGAAGCCUCCUCUCCGGUAUAUAUGGGAGAUUUUAUUCGCCUGGCUUUCCUUCAAGUUAUCGCGAUUAUUUGCAUUGCACGUGGGAGAUACGAGUGAACAAAGGAUUUUACGUAAAUCUGCGUUUCACCGUGUUCGACAUCGAGCACUACACAAACUGCUCUUAUGACUAUCUCAGUGUUAUUGAAAAAGGAAUAAUCAAAGGCCGAUGGUGUGGUUCGAAAACGAAAAACGAAAGCGAGGCAAUCACUCGAUUAAAAUCCGAAGAAAACGUUAUUGAAGUUGUAUUUCAUUCUGAUUACUCAAACGAAGAACCUUACAGAGGCUUUCUGGCACACUAUUCGGCAAUGGAUAUAAAUGAGUGCGAAGAUAACAAUGGCAGAUGUGAUCACUUGUGCCAUAACUAUCUUGGUGGAUACUAUUGCUCUUGUCGUUUGCAUUAUGGUCUCAGAAAGGACAAAAAAACCUGCGGUUAUAAGUUGUGUCAAAAUGUGCACAUGCGCAGUAUGCAGGGGAGUAUAUCCAGCCCAGAAUAUCCAAACGCAUAUCCGAGUCAUUUGAACUGUUCUUGGAGAAUCACUGUCCCACAAGGUUAUCGCAUUGUGCUGCAGUUUCUUCAAUUUGAAAUUGAAACGCAUCCUGAUGUCGUGUGUCCUUACGACUAUUUGAAGAUUUUCGACGGUACAAACUCCGCUCCACUUUGUGGCAACACGCCUCCUCGAAAUAUUUCCUCUAUAAAAAACUCGUUGUCGAUCAAAUUCGUGACGGACUACUCGUACAAUAUGGGUGGAUUUCUGGCAAAAUAUUACACCAAAGGUGUAAGUUGCCCGCGAUUGGUGGCACCCGAAAAUGGCGAAAUGAGUGCUCUCGGAUUCUCGUACAAGGACGAAGCGACAUUUUCCUGCCUGGAUGGAUACAUCAUGAAUGGAACGUCAAGUGUCACGUGUCAAAGUGAUGGAGAGUGGGAUAGAAAACCUCCAUUAUGCGAACCGGUCUCUUGUGGCCAUCCGAAAACUCCACAUCGUGGAAGAGCUAUCGUCGAGGGAAUAACCUUCGGUCAAUCGGUGUCAUUUGAAUGUGAUAAAUAUUACGAAAUUGAAGGAGGAAGCACAUUGACUUGUGAGGCUGAUGGUCUGUGGUCGAAUAUUUCACCAAAAUGCAUCCCAGUGUGUGGAAAGUCGAGUUUGUCGGAUGAAUCUAUCCAGAAUUGCUCGGGAAAUUUGCUGCACCAACAAGACACUGGCCCCAAGUCCUUGCCUUGGAAUGUUUUGAUAAAACUUGACGAUCAAGAAAUUUGCAGCGGAUCUCUUUUGAAUGAGUUUUGGGUGAUUACGGCGGCCCACUGCGUUGUGAAGGAACAACGAGUGUUAAGUCCCUCACGAUUCACCGUUUUCCUGGGUCUAUAUAAUCGAUCCGAAGAUGACAGACAUGCGAGAAAUGAUAUACAAGUUGGUCAAAUAUUUCAUCAUAGGAAUUUCAACCCGACGUCAUUUCAAGGCGACCUGGCGCUCUUGCGCCUUAGACGUGCGACGGUUUUCAGUGAUUUUAUCCAACCCAUAUGCUUACCUGAGGAAAACGGGGCACAUGUAGUCACAACGCCUGGAUCUCGAGGUGUUGUUGCCGGAUGGGGAAAAUAUGCCAAUGAUUCCUUACCUCAUGUAUUGAAGGCGGUAUGUACCUCAUCUGUCUCCACCGAGAUUUGCCGCGACGAAUUUAUGAAGGAGGGUUUUCAAAUCACUCACGAUAUGUUCUGCGCGGGAUCUGGAUCGGGGCGAAAUUACAUAUGCAAGGGAGAUUCAGGUGGAGCGUUUGCCUAUAGACACGAAGUGAAGGGUCGUUGGUUCAUAGGUGGCUUAGUGUCUUGGGGUAGCUUCAAAGGUUGUGAAAGAGGGAAUAACUAUAGCGUGUACCUAAAUAUUGAGCACUAUAUAAAUUGGAUACGAAGUAGAAUAGUAAGCUAAAUAUUAGUAUUUGCGUAUGAGCUGCAGGUUAUGCUGGAAAACGUGUAUGACAUUCGCUAACAAAAGAACACCAAGUCUGGAUAUCUUGAAUUGAACUCAAUUGAAAAUUCAGCUGGAGGUGUAACUAAGAUUUGUACCGCAAAAGAAGCUGGCGUCGUUGCCAGUCCAUAUAGUCAUUUCUGUAUUUUGCGAGUGUUUGCUCAAUCGUGAUUAUGCAGACGCUAUUAUAUUUUAAGGAUGUCCCGUUUGCACUAUUCUGGGCUGCCAUAGUACCAGGAUAAUAUUUCUAUGUAUUAAAAGUCAUGUGAUAAUAUUUAGUGUUAAUCAUUGACAACCAUAUCUUGAUGAGCGCAUCCGGCAUGGUACAAACCAUAGAAUAGAGAAUAUAUAGAAGGGCAACUCGCAGGUGAAACGCGUGGCAUAUUUUCUGUGCGCAUGCGUUAGGUCCGCCAUUACUCUGGGCAGUAACUUGACGCUGGCGUACUAUAAAAUGAUAUUGGAAAAGUGCGAUUUUGGGAUAAUAAUCGCCUAAAACGCAAACUGUUUUUGAAGAUCAUGGAAUUUUGUGACAAAACGUGAUAGAAAUAAGGGUGUUUAUUUUACUGCUAUAGAGUUGUCAGUAUGUUAGGUGAAUAGAAGUCCAGAAUUGUUAUUUUGGCAUUCAGUUCUCAAGUGAGGAUUAUGUUGCAAGUGUCUUGUGUUAUGUUGGAUUAGAUUUUAGUGGCUACUUGUUGCAGUAGCAUGUUUAACUUUGUUUGUUAAAUUCUAUUAUGUUUUUAUUAUGAUUGGGUGGUUUUUGUAAGGGUGCUCUAUUAAACAUUGAUCACAAUUUCUUCAGCUUAAUUGUUUAGUAUACCAAUAUUUAUAGAGAAAUUAGCAUUUCUUCUGCACCCCCAUCUAGCUCAAGCUAGGAGGGCUGCACACCCCUAUCUUAUAUCCAUCUCUGAAUAAAGUUGUCAUUAAAUUUUUUAAAUGCAAA
Molecule: messenger RNA, 3290 nt
Organism: Xenia sp. Carnegie-2017
Lineage: Eukaryota; Metazoa; Cnidaria; Anthozoa; Malacalcyonacea; Xeniidae
Product: mannan-binding lectin serine protease 1-like
Exons: 14
Coding region: 281-2311 (676 amino acids)
Biological process (GO): complement activation; proteolysis
Cellular component (GO): extracellular region
Molecular function (GO): serine-type endopeptidase activity; calcium ion binding
Source: RefSeq, a predicted model, not a curated record